Fraxinus pennsylvanica is the source of this 4323-nucleotide messenger RNA. NCBI's taxonomy places the organism in Eukaryota, Viridiplantae, Streptophyta, Magnoliopsida, Lamiales, Oleaceae. The record is from the annotation of a GenBank genome assembly.
AUGGCUCUUCCCGCAUUUCGUUUCACUAUUUUACAGCUCACAGUCUUAACAAUCUUGUCAAACCCUAGCUCAGUUUUUGGUUUAGUUUCAGUAUCAGGCGGUUCGGAUUUUGAUUCGGAUUUGGACUCGGAGUUUUUGUUGUUUCACCAGGAUUAUACCCCUCCGGCGCCGCCUCCUCCACCGCCCCAUCCGCCGUCGGUUUCGUGCGAGCUUGAUCUUGGCGGCAUCGGUUCCUUGGACACCACCUGCGAGAUAGCCUCCAAUUUGAAUUUGUCAAAGAAUGUGUACAUAGCAGGGAACGGUAAUUUUGUUGUUUUGCCCAAUAUCAGUAUAUAUUGCUCGUUUUCAGGUUGUUACAUUGCAAUUAAUGUCACUGGAAACUUCACUUUGGGUGAGAACUCAGCAAUAUUCAGUGGCACCUUUGAAUUAGCUGCGGAUAAUGCAAGUUUUGGGAAUGGUUCUUCCGUGAAUACUACGGGGCUGGCUGGUUCGCCACCAUCCCAGACUACUGGGACACCGCAAGGGUUUGAUGGAGCAGGUGGAGGAUACGGAGGCAGAGGUGCGACAUGCUUUAGAGAUAAAAGAAAGCCUCUCGAGGACUUCUGGGGAGGGGAUCCAUACGAGUGGUCAAAUUUGGAGAAGCCGUGGAGUUAUGGGAGUAGAGGUGGGACCACGAGUCCGGAAAUUGAUUAUGGAGGCGGUGGAGGUGGGAGGGUGAUGCUAGUGAUUUCAAGUCUUUUGGAGGUGAAUGGAACCAUUUUGGCUGAUGGAGGAGAUGGAGAUACCAAAGGCGGAGGAGGUUCUGGUGGCAGCAUCUACAUCAAGGCGCAUAAGAUGAUUGGAAUUGGUAGAAUAAGUGCUUGUGGUGGUGGCGGUUUUGCAGGAGGAGGUGGUGGCAGAGUUGCUGUUGAUAUUUAUAGCAGGCAUGAUGAACCGGUAAUAGCUGCACAUGGAGGGAGUAGUCUUGGCUGCCCAGAGAAUGCAGGUGCUGCCGGUACAGUUUAUGACAAUGUUCCUCGCAGCCUUAUUGUCAGCAAUCACAACAAAUCAACAUAUACAGACACACUUCUUAUGGAAUUUCCUCAGCUAUUUUUGACAAAUAUCUAUAUUCAGAAUAAGGCAAAGGCUGCUGCUCCCUUACUAUGGAGUCGUGUCCAGGUUCAAGGACAAAUCAGCCUAUUGUGUGGUGGAGUGUUGAGCUUUGGUCUAGCACAGUAUUCGACAUCGGAAUUUGAAUUAUUGGCAGAAGAGCUGUUAAUGAGUGAUUCUAUAAUCAGAGUUUUCGGGGCUCUUCGCAUGUCUGUUAAAAUGUUUUUGAUGUGGAAUUCAAAGAUGCAAAUAUAUGGAGGUGGAGAUGGAGCUGUCGAGACAUCAUUACUAGAGGCUAGCAAUCUUUUAGUACUGAAGGAGUCAUCCUUUAUUCAUUCAAAUGCAAAUCUGGGGGUUCAUGGGCAAGGCUUAUUAAAUUUAUCAGGACCAGGAGACUUCAUUGAAGCACAACGUCUUGUUUUGUCGUUGUUUUAUAGCAUAAAUAUUGGACCUGGUUCUGCUCUGCGUGGUCCUUCACAAAGUGCUUUGGAUGAUGCUGUGUCACUAAAGCUGAACUGUGAUUUACAAAAUUGUCCCUUUGAACUCCUCCAUCCACCUGAAGAUUGCAAUGUGAACUCUUCUCUGUCCUUCACCUUACAGAUCUGUCGAGUUGAGGAUAUCCUUGUACAAGGUUCCAUUGAAGGAUCUGUUGUUCAUUUCCACAGAGCAAGAACCAUCACUGUCCAGUCUUCUGGAAUAAUUAGCACAUCUGGAAUGGGCUGCAUUGGAGGUACAGGUCAAGGAAAAAUUUUAAGUAGUGGUCUCGGCAGUGGUGCUGGGCAUGGCGGUAUGGGUGGAAUGGGGUGUUACAAUGGCAGCUGCGUUGAGGGUGGCAUAUCAUAUGGAGAUGCUGAUUUGCCUUGUGAACUGGGUAGUGGGAGCGGAACUGAUAGUUUGGCUGGUUCAACUGCCGGUGGUGGUAUUUUAGUGAUGGGUUCACUGGAGCAGCCCUUGAUGAGUUUAUCAGUUGAAGGUUCAGUUAGAGCUGAUGGAGACAGUUUUAACGAAAGUCUCCAAAAGAAGAAUGUGGUUAUGGAUGGUGGGAAUAUUGGACCUGGGGGUGGAUCUGGUGGAACUGUCCUGUUGUUUUUGCGUACUCUGACUCUCAGUGAAUCUGGCAUUUUAUCAAGUGUCGGGGGUCAUGGAAGUCCGAGUGGUGGAGGAGGAGGUGGAGGUGGAAGGAUUCAUUUCCACUGGUCAGACAUUCCCACUGGAGACAUAUAUCAGCAGAUAGCUAGUGUAAAUGGAACCAUUCAUACAGGGGGUGGAUUGGGUGGCAUUCAGGGAUACACUGGAGAAAAUGGAACAGUCAGUGGGAAAACUUGUCCCAAGGGGCUUUAUGGAAUAUUUUGCGAGGAAUGUCCAACUGGCACUUAUAAAAAUGUUACAGGAUCAGAUAGCUCCCUCUGUUUUCCAUGCCCAAGCUCUGAACUUCCCAGUCGUGCUGUUUAUAUUUAUGUUCGAGGUGGUAUUACGGAAACUCCUUGUCCGUACAAAUGCGCAUCUGAGAGAUAUCACAUGCCAAAUUGCUAUACAGCUCUUGAAGAGUUGAUAUACACGUUUGGAGGACCUUGGUUGUUUGGUCUUCUGCUUUUGGGUCUCCUCAUCUUGCUAGCUUUGGUCCUUAGUGUUGCAAGGAUGAAGUUUAUUGGGGUUGAUGAGUUACCCGGCCCUGCUCCUACACAACAGGGUUCCCAAAUAGAUCACUCGUUUCCUUUCCUGGAGUCGCUUAAUGAGGUAAUGGAAACUAACAGGGUCGAGGAGUCUCAGAGUCACAUGCACAGAAUGUAUUUUAUGGGACCAAACACAUUUAGUAAACCUUGGCUUCUUCCUCAUACACCUCCUGAACAAAUAAAAGAAAUUGUAUAUGAGGAUGCAUUUAAUAUGUUUGUGGAUGAGAUCAAUGCUAUUGCUGCAUAUCAUUGGUGGGAAGGAUCAGUGCAUAGUAUUCUUUGUAUUCUUGCAUAUCCUCUUGCAUGGUCCUGGCAACAAUGGAGAAGGAAAGUGAAGUUACAACGGCUUCGAGAAUUCGUGAGAUCGGAAUAUGAUCAUGCUUGCUUGCGUUCUUGCCGUUCACGUGCUCUGUAUGAAGGACUGAAGGUGGCGGCAACACCUGAUUUAAUGCUAGCAUAUAUAGACUUUUUUCUUGGUGGUGAUGAAAAGAGAAGCGAUCUUCCUCCUCCUCUAUAUCAAAGAUUUCCACUGUCUCUAUUGUUCGGAGGUGAUGGAAGUUACAUGACUCCUUUCUCACUCCACAAUGACAAAAUCAUCACCAACCUCAUGAGUCAGUCUAUGCCACCUACCACAUGGUUUCGCUUUGUGGCUGGUUUGAAUGCACAAUUACGCUUGGUACAUCGUGGUUGCCUUAGGGCAAAGUUCCGCCCUGUCCUUAAAUGGCUUGAGACUUUUGCAAAUCCCACUUUAAGGAUUUAUGGUGUGGGGGUGGAUCUUGCCUGGUUUCAAGCUACAAAUGGUGGUUAUUUUCAUUAUGGACUUUUGGUAUAUGCUGUCGAAGAAGAAAUGGACUCUGCAUCUUUAGAACGUCUCUGUGGAGCUAAUGAACAGCAAUUGCGUACGGUUGAUAUUUUCACGAGAGAAGAGACAUAUCUGAGCCAAACUUGGAGAAGCACUGAUGGUAACCUAAGGCACCAGGCUUACGGCAGCAUUGUCGAUGUUAACAAUUUAAAGAUGCUUGCAGAGAAAAGAGAUAUAUUUUUUGCCCUCUCUUUUCUAAUUCACAACUCUAAACCUGUUGGCCACCAGGAUCUUGUUGGUUUGGUUGUAUCUAUUCUGCUUCUUGGAGAUUUUAGCUUAGUCUUGCUCACAUUGCUGCAGCUGUAUUCACUUUCCCUGACAUAUGUCUUGCUUGUUUUGUCCAUUUUACCUCUUGGAAUUUUACUUCCCUUCCCUGCUGGAAUCAAUGCUUUAUUUAGUCAUGGACCAAGGCGAUCAGCGGGUCUUGCACGUGUGUAUGCUUUGUGGAAUGUCACGUCCUUGAUAAAUAUUGGUGUUGCAUUCAUCUGUGGAUAUGUUCACUAUAGUUCACAGUCGAGCAAAAAAAAUCCUUACUUCCAGCCAUGGAACAUGGACGAAAGUGAAUGGUGGCUUUUUCCUUUGGCACUGCUUUUGUGUAAAUGUAUCCAAUUGCAGCUCAUAAAUUGGCAUGUAGCAAAUUUGGAGAUUCAAGAUCGUUCACUGUAUAGCAAGGACUUCGACUUGUUUUGGCUGUCCUGA